CUUUUCUCUUUCUCUUUCUUUCAUCUCUUUUUUUCUGCAAAAAAAGAAAGAAAAGGGAUAAAAACCUCACACAUUCUCGACCAGUUUUUUGUAUUUUCGCUUCUUUCUCAACUCUUUCAGUCUUACUCCACUCUUAGUUUAUCACUUUUCAGCUACUCUUUUCUUUUCUUAAAUCGCUCUUUUUUUUUUCAAUUUUAAUUUUCUCAUCUGUUCUGGAUUUUGAAGAGCAGAUAUACUUUGCGGAAGACUUUUAGAUUCCAUCGCAUUUCCAAAGCGAUUCACGCGGUUAGAUUUUAAGUUCUAGUAUGGCUAGUAUCCCCAAUGGCAAUGGCAACGGCAACGGCAACAGUAAUGUCGGUCUACAGCCUGAUCUGCCGCGGAGGACUUACCAAGCAGUAGUGGCUGCGACUCGAGAUAUGGGAAUUUCCAAGGAUGGGAAAAUGCCCUGGAACUUACCUUCUGAUCUCAAGUUCUUUCAGGAGAUCACAACAACAACAUCUGAUUCUGGGAAGAAGAAUGCUGUUGUGAUGGGUAGAAAAACAUGGGAGAGUAUCCCUCCCGAGAAGAGGCCCCUUUCUGGUCGACUUAAUGUUGUUCUGACUCGCUCUGGUAGUUUCGAUAUAGCUACAGCAGAGAAUGUUGUUAUAUGUGGAAGUCUGUCUUCUGCUAUGGAACUGUUGGCUGCAUCUCCUUACUGUCUUUCAAUUGAGAAAGUAUUUCUUACAGGAGGUGGAGAGAUAUUUAGGGAGGCUCUUAAUGCACCUGGAUGUGAGGCUGUGCAUAUUACAGAAAUUGAAGAACGCAUUGAGUGCGACACUUUUAUCCCUCAAAUUGAUACCUCCAUGUUUCAGCCAUGGUACUCAUAUUUUCCUUUGGUGGAAGACAACAUCCGCUAUUCUUUCACCACUUUUGUACGUGUGAGAAACUCUGCAUUGGAGUCCCUGAGUCAGAAUACUCAUUCAGAUUUUGAUAAUAGUUCAGACUCUAGAAAGUUUGAAGUUCAGAAAUUUUCUUUUCUUCCUAAAAUGAUUUUUGAGAGACAUGAGGAGUACAAGUACCUUAGACUGGUUCAAGAAAUCAUUUCUGAAGGUACAACUAAGGAUGAUAGGACAGGGACUGGUACCUUGUCCAAAUUUGGUUGCCAGAUGAGGUUCAAUCUGCGCAGAAGCUUUCCUCUUCUGACAACUAAGAGAGUAUUUUGGCGUGGGGUUGUUGAAGAGCUUCUCUGGUUUAUCAGUGGUUCAACAAGUGCUAAGGUGCUGCAAGAUAAAGGCAUUCAUAUAUGGGAUGGCAAUGCUUCCAGAGAAUACCUUGAUAGCAUUAGUUUGACAGACAGGGAGGAGGGUGACUUAGGACCUGUUUAUGGGUUUCAGUGGAGGCACUUUGGUGCCAGGUAUACAGACAUGCAUGCUGAUUACUCUGGUCAAGGAUUUGAUCAGCUUUUAGAUGUUAUUAACAAGAUAAAGCAGAAUCCUGAUGAUCGACGGAUAAUUCUCUCAGCGUGGAAUCCAGCUGAUCUUAAAUUGAUGGCUCUUCCACCCUGCCACAUGUUUGCGCAGUUUUAUGUAGCAAAUGGGGAGCUCUCGUGUCAAAUGUACCAGCGAUCUGCUGAUAUGGGCCUGGGUGUGCCAUUUAAUAUUGCAUCUUAUGCGCUCUUGACAUGCAUGAUUGCUCAUGUUUGUGAUCUUGUACCAGGUGAUUUUAUCCAUGUUAUUGGGGAUGCACAUGUUUACCGCAAUCAUGUGAGACCUUUGCAGGAGCAGCUCCAGAACCAUCCUAAACCUUUUCCGAUUUUGAAGAUAAACCCAAAGAAGAAGGAUAUAGAUUCUUUUGUGGCAGCUGAUUUCAAUCUCAUAGGCUAUGAUCCUCACCAGAAAAUUGAAAUGAAGAUGGCUGUUUAGGAAUCUAUUAGCAUCUCAAUCCUUUCUUCAAGUUGUUAUGGUUUUUCUGAAACGAGGCAAGUAAGAAAAAAUAACUCUUAAUUCAGUUGAGCUAGUUUCGAGUUGGUAACUGUUAAAAGAAAAAUCCGGGUUUCCAAAAUUACAGUACCUACAAUAAUAUUAUAAGUUUGAAAAUCACUCCAUUAUAACAAGUUGAUGUAUCUGCUUUUCAGAGAAUUUUAAUCUGUGAAAGCAUAGGCCCUAUUUUGAAAUUAGGGUAUUUCUUUUCAUUA
Arachis stenosperma is the source of this 2173-nucleotide messenger RNA. Its product is annotated as bifunctional dihydrofolate reductase-thymidylate synthase-like. The record is from RefSeq and is a predicted model, not a curated record. NCBI's taxonomy places the organism in Eukaryota, Viridiplantae, Streptophyta, Magnoliopsida, Fabales, Fabaceae. The transcript is spliced from 11 exons. The coding region runs from base 306 to 1901 and encodes 531 amino acids. Gene Ontology annotation, cellular component: mitochondrion; cytosol. Gene Ontology annotation, biological process: tetrahydrofolate biosynthetic process; dTMP biosynthetic process; one-carbon metabolic process. Gene Ontology annotation, molecular function: dihydrofolate reductase activity; thymidylate synthase activity.